Cajanus cajan (pigeon pea) is the source of this 1873-nucleotide messenger RNA. Lineage: Eukaryota; Viridiplantae; Streptophyta; Magnoliopsida; Fabales; Fabaceae. The record is from RefSeq and is a predicted model, not a curated record.
UCGUAAAAAACCUGGCUACUCCUAACACAGAGACAAACAAACGCGAGCGCUCUUUCUUUCUCUCUCUUCAGCGAGAAGAAACCGCCAGAAAAUAAAAGAGAAAUAAAAAGUGUGUUUGUGACUUUGUGUUGUGUUGUUGACCUUUGCAGUGGGAAAUUGAAGUUGGUGGGAAUGGCCAUCAACAAUGGCGAGGGAAGUGGAGCAUUGCAGAGGGUGCUUUACAUGUGGGGUUACCUUCCCGGAGCUCUGCCGCAGAGGACGCCGCUCUUGACGCCGGUCGCCGUUAGGUUACCGCCGUGUGGUUACUCUUGGAAUGAUGUUUGCGGCGGCGGAUGUGGAUUCGCUAUUGCUAUCUCUGCUCAUAACAUGGGGCUCAACGGAUGAUCUAGGCCAAAGCUAUUUGACUUCUGGCAAGCAUGGGGAAACUCCAGAGCCUUUCCCUCUUCCAACUGAAGCCUCUAUUGUAAAAGCUGCGGCAGGAUGGGCUCAUUGUGUCGCUGUAACAGAACAUGGAGAAGUUUAUACAUGGGGAUGGAAAGAAUGUAUUCCCUCUGGGAGGGUAUUUGGUGAACCAUCAACAGGGGUAAGUCUUGAAAAAGAUGUGCCAGGAAGGCACAGUCCAUUUUCAACAGAGCAAGUGAGCCCUCGUUCUCAAGGCUCAAGAUCUACCGGAGGUACUGCCUCCAGUAACAGUGGAGAAGAAAGUACAAAGAGAAGGAGAGUGUCUUCAGCAAAGCAAACAGCUGAAAGUUCGUCGUCCAGUGAUGAUAGUCUGACAGCAUUUCCUUGUCUUGUCACACUAAACCCAGGGAUAAGGAUAGCUAGUGUUGCUGCUGGUGGACGCCAUACACUUGCAUUGUCAGAUACAGGACUGGUGUGGGCCUGGGGCUAUGGAGGGGAAGGACAGCUUGGUUUGGGUUCCAGAAUACGCAUGGUUUCAUCUCCUCAUCUUGUUCCUUGUAUUGAUUCCUCUUAUUAUGGUAAAGAUAGAUCUGCAACAUUGGCUCGAGGAAGCCUAGGUUCAGAGGGACAUAAUUUUAGAGUUCCUGGAAGUUAUAUAAAGAGAAUUGCUUGUGGAGGUCGACAUAGUGCAGUAAUAACAGAUGCUGGAGCCAUGCUUACUUUUGGUUGGGGACUCUAUGGACAGUGUGGACAAGGAACUACCGAUGAUGAACUAAGCCCAACUUGUGUAUCUUCCUUAUUGGGUAUCCACAUAGACGGAGUUGCUGCAGGACUGUGGCAUACAGUCUGUACAUCUGCUGAUGGUGAUGUGUAUGCAUUUGGGGGGAAUCAGUUUGGGCAGCUGGGAACUGGUGCUGAUCAAGCUGAGACUCUACCAAGACUAGUGGAUUCUCCGAGUUUGGAAAAUUUGCGUGUGAAGAACAUAUCUUGCGGUGCUCGUCACACUGCCUUAGUAACAGAUUGUGGAAAAGUUUUCUGCUGGGGUUGGAACAAAUAUGGACAGCUGGGCCUUGGGGACGUGAUUGACCGUAACAUUCCUUCCGAAGUCACCGUUGAAGGUUGUGUCCCUAAAAAUGUUGCUUGUGGAUGGUGGCAUACUCUUCUUCUGGCCGAGUCCCCCACUUGAUGACAUGGUUUAUUAGAGGCUCUUGACCCAAUUUUGUUAGUUAGAGGUUCUUUUGAAAGGCAAAUCGUAAGUCAUGUAUAUGUACAUAAAGUAGUAGUAUACAUAUACAUACAUGUUUUGUAUUGUUUCAUGGUCUGAGUAACCAUGGCUAGCUCUAGUGUAUUUAACACCACCGAAGAACGAUAUUUGGCUUGGAAGGAGGUAUUGGAUCCUUUCCACCUAUGUAACAUUCUUAACCAUGUGUAUAUUUUAUUGUAUAAUCUGCUAUAUUUAGAUGUACCAAAA